CUGGGGUUAGAUGAGGACAUGGAGGAGGCCAGCAGCAAGGACCUAACCACCACGAAAGGGGCCUACUUGUCGCUCCUUUAUUUGCGCCAUUUAAGAAUUAGAGAACUGCAGCGCAUUUGCUUAGGAAUCCUCAACUACUUCAGAUCUAUUGAAAGAACGCUCACUAUCAGCACCUCAGGUCUGACCUUGAGCGCUGGUAAUCUGGUCUCCACUGCUGAAGAUCCUUGUUGGGUAAACGCAGCCAAAGGAGGUAUAGGUGCCUUUGGUGGUCUUGGCUGCCAUUGCUACAUGCAUUAUACGCCAGCUGACUGUAAGGUUCACAGUUUGCAAUUUAUGGAAUUUGCAGAAGUAGAAAAUCACGAUGAUUUUUAUACCACAGAAGACGCAUACAUUCACACACAGGAUCAGCGAGGGGUUUAUGUGAUGUAUGAUGUUGCUCUCCAGGAUCUGAAAGAUCUAGAAAAGGAGCUUUUACUCUUGGCAACACAGUGCAUCGAAACGGAGAAGGACAACACAACAUGCAGCGAUUCUAGUAAUGGUGCCUAUUCUGGGUGGGCACAUGCGUCUGUGGAUCGAUCUGCAAUACUGCUUGACCUAUGGACUUGUGAAAAAACUUUCUUAGAAAAUAAAUGGCAGCUUCUGGAUAGUUACUUUGAAGCUUAUAAUCAUGCCUUAGAUUCAGAAGAAAGAUUUGCUUUGGCCCAAGUAAUAACUGACAUUAUGUACAAACGCCCUCGAUUUGAUUUCCGCCUUGGAUAUUUCAUAAACAUCUAUAAAGAUGAGUGCAUUUGCCUAAGGCUUCACCUACAGCUCAUAAAGGAUAUAUUGAACAAACAGAUAGAUAACCAGCGUAAAUAUAAUCAUAAGAUUUGGCGUGAUGGUCCCAAAGAUGGCAUCAGUGAAUAUGGUUUCCCCCCAUAUAUUAUUGCAAAACAAUUAAUUGCUGUGAAUAACAGUCCUCCAGCUUUGAAGAAUAUUUAUUUGCUGGAGUUCCACCCCUCCCUUGGCCUGGUAUCUUUAAUCUCUAAAGCUUUGGAUCACGUCCUCCAGGAAUUCAACCAAAUCUGUAGGCCAAAAACUGCCAGUGAUGUAAUUAAUCUGGAGAAACGUGUACUGCAACUUGCAUUGGAUGAGUGGAUGACCAUGGAAAGUCCAGCGUCUUUUUAUGGCCCUCAGAUCCAAAAAGAUUUGUUCAUGGAUGUUCUGGUUGAAGAUCCUUCUCUUGUAAGAGAGAUUGCUAUGUCAGCGCUGACAUCCACAACAGAAGAAGAACAGAAACAGGGCAAAGAAAAACACACAUUUGUUGUGAAUAUUUUUUCAAGGCUCCUGGAACUUCUAACUCUUCGUCAUCGACUGAUAGAAGCAGCAGUAGAGAGUGCACAGCUGGGCAGACUCUACAAAGAAUUUGCAGGAGAAAUGGGUUUUGAUGAAUUCCAUUUGUACUUAAGGCCUGUGUUCUUUGAGUUUGCAACUCACAAAGAGAAAGCAGAUCAUCUCCCACCAAUAUUCAUUACUUCUCUUCUUGAGGAUGACAGUGGUGUGGAUAGGUAUAUUCCAUCCAGCUUAGUGUUAAGCAUCCAGGAUAUUGACAGUCAAAUUGGAAAAUUUAGCUUUCAUACAAGAGAGAGCGUUCUUCAGCUCUUAUUGCACUCUGGAAUAGAAAACUUGCAGAUCACUCUUGCCUGUCAAGUCACUCAGAAAAAUACGCUCCUUGUUGCUGUUCAGCAGGCUGCAUUGUGCCAUAUGAUGCAGCCCACACAAACUGUAGACGUGAAGGAAGGGAGCCAGAGCAUGAGGAGUCAGAGCAGCUCAGCAAGUGAAAGAAGUUCAACUGUCGGGACAGAAACAGAAAACCAAUUCCUGGCAACAGCAGCACUGAUCUCUUAUUCCCUUGUGCGUUUUGCAGCUGGACACUUGAGCGUAAAGAGAUCUCCAGAAGCUUUUAUUUCAAUUCAGUUGGAGAAACAAGGUCCCCGGGACAUUAUGCUGAACGCAUUCAUUCAAAAGAAACAAAUACUGGGAAGCAGAAUGCAAAAUCCACUGGGGAUAAUUAGUGCAUCUUUUAAGGAAGGCGGGGUACCAGACAGUGAAAGGUUGUUGGCCCCCACUGAAAAAGCUGCACCUUGA
Molecule: messenger RNA, 2127 nt
Organism: Euleptes europaea (tarantolino)
Lineage: Eukaryota; Metazoa; Chordata; Lepidosauria; Squamata; Sphaerodactylidae
Exons: 14
Coding region: 19-2127 (702 amino acids)
Source: RefSeq, a predicted model, not a curated record